Messenger RNA from Zophobas morio, 1448 nucleotides. Its product is annotated as dnaJ homolog subfamily C member 3-like. The coding region runs from base 342 to 1406 and encodes 354 amino acids. Lineage: Eukaryota; Metazoa; Arthropoda; Insecta; Coleoptera; Tenebrionidae. The record is from RefSeq and is a predicted model, not a curated record. Gene Ontology annotation, cellular component: endoplasmic reticulum. Gene Ontology annotation, molecular function: protein-folding chaperone binding; misfolded protein binding. The transcript has 17 exons. Gene Ontology annotation, biological process: protein folding in endoplasmic reticulum.
CUUUCGCAACUAGCAAGAGUUUUGAUAGCGAACUAAAUAAAGCUUUAUCUUUUGUUGCAAGAGGAAAACUUGAUGAAGCUAUUGCUAUAUAUUCUUCUGUGUUAAGAAGUGAUCCUUUUAACAAUGUUGCAUAUUAUCAGAGAGCUACUGCAUUGCUCAUACAAGGAAAAUUUUAUGCCGCCAUAACUGAUUUAAAUAAAGCGCUAUCGAUUGCUCCUAACUUUCACGAAGCAAGGAUUAAGCGCGAUGAACUUUAUAUAAAAGUUGGUUAUUACAAGGAAGCACUUGAGGACGCUGAAAAACUUUUAAAAGAAAAUCCUUCCGAUUUGCAUGCUAAAAAAAUGGCAAAGAAAAAUCGUGAGUUACUAGAUAUUUAUAAGGAAGUAGAAAACUUAAUUAAACGAAGACGUUUUGAAGAAGCUGUUAGCCGCCUUGAUGUGAUUAUUGAAAAUUCUAUUGCCCAUUACGAGGCGCGGGUCCUUCGAGCUGAGUGUUAUGUAAAGUUGAACAGGCGAGCCGAUGCCAUCGCCGAUUAUUUACGCUCUGUUCAUUUAAAAACUGACAACACUGAAGGGCAUUUCAUUUUGUCCCAACUUUACUUUGAAGAUGGUCAACUGGACUCCUCGUUAAACCACGUGCGCCAGUGCUUGCAAUUGGACCAAGAUCAUUCUAAAUGCAAAACUUUUUAUAGAGAAAUAAAAAACUUGCGCCAAGUAAUGCAAGCCGCCGAUGAUGCCGUUAAUAAAAAAGAUUGGAAAACGGGGAUCAACAAGUACAAACAAGCACAAAACUUUCCGAAUAUUCCGCUGGAAUUUCAAAAGCUUGUGGCUAAGCAGUUGUGCAACGCUCAUCUCAAAGAUUCUGGUGAGCAAGUGGCUUACGACGCGUGCAGUAAAGCCAUCAAGUUAAGCCCACGUGAUCCAGAACUUUACUGUAAACGGGCAGAGGCCUCCAUCUCUCUUUCGAACUAUGAAGAGGCCAAAGAAGAUUAUCGGAAAGCUUUAAAUAUUGAUGAGAACUAUUCUGCUGCAAAAGACGGCCUCCAUCAGGCCGAAAAAUUAGCCAAGCAAUCAAAAAAGAAGGACUAUUAUAAAAUAUUGGGGGUUAAGCGCACUGCUACUAAAGAAGAGAUAUCGAGAGCUUUUCGUGAGCUCGCUAAAAAGUAUCAUCCCGAUAGAAAUAAAGAUAAAAACUCUAAGGAGGUUGAGCGAAAGUUUAUAGAGAUCACACAAGCAAAGGAAAUUUUAACUGACGAUGAAAAGCGAAGACAAUACGACUCAGGAGUCGACCCGCUAAAUCCUGAACCGUUUCAACAUGAUUCUUGGGAAAACGUGUUUCAGUUUCCUAGCGGCUUUAACUUUCAUUUUCAGCAAGGAGGGCAGCAGUUUUUUUUUAGAAGGGGCUAAAGAAUAGUUGUUGGUGCAUGAAUAUGAUUGUUGCAACAACUA